Messenger RNA from Hermetia illucens (black soldier fly), 1668 nucleotides. RefSeq names its product protein odr-4 homolog. The record is from RefSeq and is a predicted model, not a curated record. Gene Ontology annotation, cellular component: endomembrane system. Lineage: Eukaryota; Metazoa; Arthropoda; Insecta; Diptera; Stratiomyidae. Bases 122 to 1468 code for a protein of 448 amino acids. Gene Ontology annotation, biological process: intracellular protein localization. The transcript is spliced from 6 exons.
UUUGACAUUUUCUGAUGGUAAAUGACAUUUCUUGGCCACGGGGAAGUGAGGGGUCCUCGUUUUCCAGCAACGUUUUAUCUAAAAAAGUCUCUCGAGGUGGAAUAUUGCUGCCUCCAGUAACAUGGGUCGAAUAGCAGUCACUAGUCAUUUAGUACAGGAGAAGUUGGGUGGUUACGUUGCCGAGAAAAAGUUUCGGUUUGGCCUCCUCAUCGGACAGCCGAGCUCUGAAGGAAAGGAUUAUAUUGUGUACGCGACACAAACCCAGAACCAUGUCGGUGAUCUGUACGACAGCGAGGACCAGAGGAAGUCGAUCGUCCAGGAAUACACAAUCGAAACGUUGGAUCCGCAGUUGCUGGUGAAUCAUGCGGUCGUGGUGACCAGGAUGAUCCCUGGCUGUUUCUUCGUUCAGGGCAUGUUCGUCGUCAGCGAGGUGAACAUUUUCCAAGACGAGGUGGCAGCGAAGAAGGUACGACAGUGCGUCCUGGAGAUAAAUAAGAUUCUUUCAGAUAACUCGAUUUUCCGGAGCAACACGGCGAAGUAUGACAAUGGCGAUAAAUUGAUCCUGCAUUGUCCCCCGACGGGUCAGUGGACAUGUCGCACGAUGAAUGUAAACGAACCUUCAGCGUCAUUUAAACCGGCCGAUUGGAAAGUGUAUGACAAACCAGUUUCGUGGCACCUCUUCGAAACGAACUACGACAUUGAGGAAGUCUUCCCGCUUUUUAUCAACAAAAAAACUGCGAAUUUAGAACAAAACUUCCUGUUAUCUCUGAAAAACCUCAACUCGUACUUAGAGAGCAGCGCAAUAUUCAUUCAUCACGAUCAUUCUGAGGACAAUGUCCUACUGGAAGCGUUGUUGAAAGUCAGGCGUGAAAAAAAGGAGCAAUCUGAACACUUUAGGUCGACAGUUUUCUUCCCGGCAACAAUUCCCGACCCCGAUCUAGGGCGAAUCAUUAAAGUUUACGGCACGAUUCGCUAUAGUGGCAUUGUAUAUUCUCGCAUUUGGGCACAUCCCAAAACCGAGAUAAAAGACGUCAAGGACUUUAUACGUAACGAUAUACUACGUUCGUUGGCAUCACGUGUUCAAAUCUACUGCGACAGUUUAACGGAAUCGAACGUCCACGAAGGAUCUUUCAUUGUGAGCGAGCCACCACGUCGUGUUUUCAUAAAAGUAGCCGGAACAGGCGGAAUCGAGUUUUGUGAGUACUUAUUCCGUGGAGAAUUGCCGGAGAUUGUGGUGGAUCAAGCCAAGGAAAUGCUGGAUUUGAAAAUAACUACAAACGACGUGGAGACAGAUAUCGAGGCACUGCCGGUCUAUGAGGAUGAGUUGUCGACGAUCUCUGACGAAUCGAUAACGUCUACUAAUUCGCUGUUGCCCAGGCAUGAGGUUCGGAAGAAUAUGUAUUUAGCGGGAAUUUUGGGUGCAUUGGUCGUCCUGAUUGUGUCACUUAUCGUGCACUUCAUUCGAUAGCAUGCGUGCAAUAAUUGAGGAAUGCUAGGCAGAUUUUGAUAUUUAAUUUUGUGUUUUCGUUUCUUUUUCUACUUUUAUUGCUUUUUCGGUUGCUAAUUGUUUCCUUGUAUGUCCAAGUACCUAUGGUAAAACGUGAGAUUCUAUUUGUGAGAAUAUUUUUAAAAGGAACCUUUUGUAAUAAAAUAAAUUGUACUAUGAAA